Drosophila montana is the source of this 2045-nucleotide messenger RNA. It is a transcript of the gene Atg4a, whose product is annotated as Autophagy-related 4a. The transcript has 5 exons. Gene Ontology annotation, molecular function: protein-phosphatidylethanolamide deconjugating activity. Bases 392 to 1603 code for a protein of 403 amino acids. The record is from RefSeq and is a predicted model, not a curated record. Lineage: Eukaryota; Metazoa; Arthropoda; Insecta; Diptera; Drosophilidae.
CAUGUUGCAGCAAUAUAAAAGGCAAACCUGCUGGUGUCAUACCAGCAUAACGCCAACGCGUCGACCGCGCAGCUGACGACGCUGCCAAGGCAGAUUUUUGUUAUCGUUGUAAUCAGCACACACAAAAAAAAAGGAAACGAGGAAAAACAGUUGCAGACGCGACAAAACCAAUUUGCGAUUAGUUUGUAAUAACAAUAAACACUGCCAGCAACUAAAGCAUUUGCUGUGAGUCAACAACAAAAGCUUUAGCAGCAGCCCUGGCAACAGCAUUAGCCAAAACAAAGACAAAGCAGCAGCAGCAACAAGAAAACACAACGUCAUUUGGCAGGCGACGCACACGGAACUGCGGCAGAGGCAGCGCAGCAGCAGCAGCGUCGGGUGGAAGCAGUAAAUGCUGGUUAGCCUUUACUCGCAGCUAACACGCGGCAUGGACAGCGUUUUCGAGGCCUACCUCGGCCCGGACAGCGUGCUGGCUGGCGCCGUCGGCGGCGCAGUCGGCGAACCGGAGGAUAUACCAAAGCGCAAUACAGACGUCUGGCUGCUGGGCAAACGGUACAAUGCCAUACAAGAACUGGAGCUGAUCAGACGGGACAUCCAGUCGCGUCUGUGGUGCACAUAUCGCCAUGGCUUCGUGCCGCUGGGCGAGGUGCAGCUGACCAGCGACAAGGGCUGGGGCUGCAUGCUGCGCUGCGGGCAAAUGGUGCUCGCCCAGGCCCUGAUCGAGCUGCAUUUGGGCCGUGAUUGGUUCUGGACGCCGGACUGUCGCGAUGCCACCUACCUGAAGAUCGUCAAUCGGUUCGAGGACACGCGCAAGAGCUUCUACUCCAUACAUCAGAUUGCCUUAACGGGCGAGUCGCAGAACAAAGCCGUCGGCGAGUGGCUCGGACCAAAUACCGUUGCCCAAAUACUCAAAAUCCUGGUGCGCUUCGAUGACUGGAGCUCGCUGGUCGUACACGUGGCCAUGGACAGCACCGUGGUGCUGGACGAGAUAUACACACGCUGCCAGGAGCCCGGCGACUCGACGUGGAAGCCAUUGUUGCUGAUUGUGCCGCUCCGGCUGGGCAUUAGCGAUAUAAAUCCGAUUUAUAUACCCGCCCUGAAGCGCUGCCUGCAGCUGAGCAGCAGCUGCGGCAUGAUUGGCGGUCGGCCCAAUCAGGCGCUCUACUUUCUGGGCUAUGUGGACGACGAGGUGUUGUAUUUGGAUCCGCAUACAACACAACGCGCCGGCACCGUGGCCCAAAAGAGCACAGCUGCCGAGCAGGAGCUGGACGAGAGCUAUCAUCAAAAGUAUGCGGCACGCUUAAGCUUUGGCGCCAUGGAUCCCUCGCUGGCCGUCUGUUUUCUGUGCAAGACGCGCAACAGCUUCGACGAGCUGCUGCAGCAGCUGCGCCAGGAGGUGCUCAGCCUGUGCACGCCGGCGCUGUUUGAGAUAAGUCAGUCCCGUGCCGUCGACUGGGACACGGCGGACGAUAUUGAAUGGCCCGCCAUGCCGGACAUUGAUUGGCCCGCCGCCGCCGGCAGCGACUCGGAGCCCUUUGCCAUUGUGGGCAGCGGCAGCGACGUCGACAGCAAGCCCAAUCUGAGAGAGGCGACGGCCGACUGAGAGGGAGAGCGAGCGAGCGAGAGAGAGAGAGAGAGUGCGGCGACUGCGCCGUGCUUAAUAUUUGUAGUUAAACCUGUACGAAACUGGAGCAGCUGCCCAGCUGUGCGGCUCGAGCGGAUGCUGCGGCUAACGAAUGGCUAUAAACUAUAAGAAAUCUAGUGUUAAAUUUACAGCUUGUUUACGUACACACACACACACACAUACAUAUACUUAUAUAUAUAUAUAUAAACAGACUUACUUAAAUGUAUGUAUAUAUAUUUGAUAUGCUGCUUUAUUGUAAGUUUUAUUGACUCCGUGGGAGACAAUUUGGCAUCAAACACACAAACACACACAUACAAAUACUUACAAACGCAUUGUUUAUGCUUUCUUUAUAAUGACGAUGAAUACAAACUACCUUAUUAAUUGAUUAAAACACCAUUUUUUAUAUGGAAUUUAAAGAGUA